AUAUAAUUCUUGCAGCCUGCGCAAUCAAACCUGUGCAAGGCUUCGAGCAAAACCCAAUGGCGGGUUGACACAGUCGCGCAUCCAGUUCCACAUUCCCUCGGGCGUGUGUUCUUCGCCAUCUCGCGAUGAAGAUGCGAACUUGGUGUCGCAAGACCGUCCCUUUCGCUUGCAACAAGUACGCGAUCACUGCAUCAGUCGCCUCGAGACCCGUUACCUCCUCUGCGACUCGUGCAGACUUCUCCGACCCAGAUGCGUCAGAGGCCGAGAGCUCGAAUGAACCUUGCGUCAUACAGGCCAAGGACCUUCUUCGCAGAAGCCCCGGUUCUGGGUCUGGGCUUCACGUCCUCGACUUGCUCGAUCGUGGGUUGCUGCAACCUGAUCGAGCUCUGUAUAACAGCAUGCUGAGGAGAUGUACCCAGUUGAAGAAGAUUAAUGAGGGGAGGCUGGUUUGUGCCCACGUUCUCAAGUCGAUGUUCAAGCAUGACAGGCUUAUCCAUAAUACAAUACUCAACAUGUAUGCCAAGUGUGGUCUCAUGGGUGAGGCUCGGACGUUGUUCGAUGAAAUGCCCGUGAGAGAUAUGGUUACUUGGACUACUAUGAUAACUGGGUAUUCCCAGAACAACCAGUCUGAUGGGGCGGUUGCUUUGUUUCCGCGGAUGCUUCAGAUGGGUUUGCAGCCAAAUGAGUUUACUUUGUCCAGCCUUCUCAAGGCUCUUGGGUUCUGGCCUAGUGAUAAGUGCGGUAGGCAGGUUCAUGCCUAUUGUUUGAAAUGUGGAUAUUGUUCGAAUCUUUAUGUCGGUAGUGCUUUGGUUGACAUGUAUGCUAAGCAUGACCGAAUUGAUGAAGCGUGGUCGAUUUUCUGUGUGCUGGUGAACAAGAAUGAGGUGUCGUGGAAUGCUUUGAUUGCUGGAUAUGCUAGGAAAGGUGAGGGCGAGCGUGCUCUUCGUAUGCUCCAGGAGAUGCUGAGGACUGGUUUCGAACCCACUCAUUUCACGUACUCGAGUGUGUAUGGUGCCUUAUCGGCCACAGGAUCUUUGGAGCAGGGCAGAUGGGUUCACGCACAUAUGAUCAAAUCAGGGGGUCAGCUUAUUGAGUUCGUGGGAAAUGCUCUCCUCGUCAUGUAUGCAAAGUCUGGUAGCAUUGAGGAUGCUGAAAAAGUUUUUUAUAGGUUGUUGAGACGGGAUUUAGUUUCUUGGAAUUCACUGCUCACUGGAUAUGCUAAACAUGGGCGUGGGAGGGAAUGUGUGAGCAAAUUCAAAGAAAUGCUGAGGAUAGGAAUUCAACCGAAUGACAUAACCUUCCUCUGUGUUCUGAACGCUUGUAGUCAUGCUGGACUUUUGGACGAAGGGCAGUACUAUUUUCAUUUGAUGAAGAAGUAUAAUGUUGAGGCACGCAUUGUGCAUCACGCAACAAUAGUUGAUCUUCUGGGUCGAGCGGGUCUUUUGGAUCGAGCGAAAAAGUUCAUAGAGGAGAUGCCUAUUGAACCUACAGCCGAAAUCUGGGGAGCAUUGCUUGGUGCUUGUAGGAUGCAUAAAGACAUGAAGUUGGGUGCAUAUGCAGCAGAGCGGGUUUUCGAGCUUGAUCCCAAUGAUUCGGGGCCCCAUGUGUUGUUGUCUAACAUAUAUGCUUCAGCGGGUAGAUGGGGCAAUGUGGUUAAAGUGAGAAGGAUGAUGCAGAAGAGUGGGGUGAAAAAGGAGCCCGCAUGUAGUUGGGUGGAUAUCGAGAACAAGGUCCAUAUGUUUGUGGCUAAUGAUGAUUCUCAUCCACAUGGAAAAGAAAUCCGAAAGAUGUGGGAAGAAGUCAGUGCAAAGAUUAAGGAGAUGGGUUAUGUUCCAGACACUAGCCAUGUGCUUUUCUUUGCGGACGAACAAGAGAGGGAAUCGAGAUUGCAACACCAUAGCGAGAAGCUUGCUUUGGCAUUUGCACUUCUAAAUACACCCCCUGGAUCUACCAUUCGGAUCAAGAAGAACAUCAGAGUUUGUGGCGAUUGUCACUCGGCAUUUAAGUUCGCAUCUAAGGUGUUGGAUCGAGAAAUCAUCCUGAGAGAUACCAAUAGAUUCCAUCAUUUCCAUGAUGGCUUCUGUUCCUGCGGGGACUAUUGGUAAUCAAUAAUGCAAGUUAGAAUGCAUAGCCAUAUGAAGCUGACUGUGGUGAUUAGUGAUUCUAUUGCUUACUUAUCUGCUGCUUUAUCGGCCACAAAUUCGAACUAUUGGCAUUGCCUGCUUGGCGCACACCAAAGCAGGUUCUGUGCCCUGCAAUAGUAGUAACGGGGGGUCUGGUGGAGUUGGUGGAAUUAGAGUCCCUUUAGGAAGCUCCCAAAAGGUAGAUCGGCGUGGUCUCUGAAUGAGCUGAAUGAAUGCAUGGGGUAAUGCUGGAUUUUUUAAGGACAUAGGCUAUGGCGAAUCAUGGAAAGCCAGAAAGUGGAGUUUUUGUCUUUGUGGUAAUCAGCACACCAUCUCUUUCAUGAGCUUUGUCAUAGGGCAGCGAAGAAAGGGAUGAUCAGCCUGGUUGCAUGUUCAUUAUGGAUCAAGCAAUAAUGGGCACCAUCAGGAUGGCAUCUCGAUUGAUGGUUUGCAUGCUCAUUACAUACACAAAAUUUAUAGCUUGUGCACGCUCAUACCGGAGUUAGAUUUUAUAUAUCUGGAUAGACAUGAAUCUCGGGUGAGAGCUUAUUCCUUGGUUAAUUUUUGUUCACACAGACGAGGUGAUCAAGUGAUGAAGCUUGAUAUUAAGCAUAAGACGAUUCUUAUGCUAGAAAAGCUAGAAAAGCAUGGUCUUUUCUAUCAAAAGGAAAUCAUAAGUGAAGAUCAUGUUGAAAGCGGAUAACAAGGAAGCAAGAGCAACUUUCUGAGGUUGGCGAGACGUAUGCCCAUGUAGUUGUCAUAACAAUGAAGAACUCUCUUUUUUCCCAUGUCACAUGGACAGUGUUCUCGCGUAUCACAGAAUAUGCAUAUGUCGAAUUUGACAGGAUAGAGGCCCCGCAAGCUGCAUGUCGUUUCAAGGUUCAAGGUUGAACGGUACUGAAUCUCCUUAGGGCCAAAUUUAGGUACCCUUCAGGAAAUGCAUCUUCUGCAUCAUGUGAGACAAAGGGUGAUGUAUCUUGUUUCUCGUUCAGUUUCAAUUUUGACCCACUUCAUUGUUCAGCGGUGUAAAAUUAUAGAAUCAAUGAUUUGCAAUUUCGUG
Syzygium oleosum is the source of this 3183-nucleotide messenger RNA. Its product is annotated as pentatricopeptide repeat-containing protein At3g24000, mitochondrial. Gene Ontology annotation, molecular function: protein binding; RNA binding; zinc ion binding. The coding region runs from base 126 to 2105 and encodes 659 amino acids. NCBI's taxonomy places the organism in Eukaryota, Viridiplantae, Streptophyta, Magnoliopsida, Myrtales, Myrtaceae. The transcript has a single exon. The record is from RefSeq and is a predicted model, not a curated record. Gene Ontology annotation, biological process: RNA modification.